CAGUUCAAUAGGCUCCCUACUUUCAAUGUAAACGCAUUUACUUUUAAGCAGAGUGCAAGUGCAAUAGUAAACACAGGAAUAGAAAACAGAUUUAAAAUGCGAUUGUGGUUGAAUUUAGCGCUGCUGGCAUGCUUAGCACUGGCAGCUCAUGGCACAAAGCCGCCUCGUUGGGAUGCCAAUUACAUAGUGAAGGGAACUCUUUAUAUACCCUAUGCAGAGAUAGCGGAGCCGUUUUACGCCUGGUAUGACAAGAACACGAAACGCUCCCGCAUUGAUUAUUAUGGAGGCAUGGUCAAGACAUAUCAGCUUGCCGGCGAGGGCCAAUAUGGAACAGCUCUGAAACUGGCGCCCGUCUCGACACGGGAUGAGCUCAAUAAGCUGAGCUGCCUGCAAGUGAACGGCACCGCCGAGCAGGCUGUGGAAAUCCAAAGCAUUUUGCCUGAUGCGAAACCCUUUGAACUGAUAGGCACCGAAACGUUCAUGGGUUUUACGUGCGACAAGUUCCGCUUGGAGCAGACCAUUGGUCAGAAGAAGAACGUGUAUACGCUGUGGGUGCGCUACAAGAAGUCACCGCAUUAUCCGUCGAGUCGCAUGCCGAUUCCGGUGCGCUACGAGAUGCGCGGCUACAAUACGCUGCUUGGCUCCCAUUAUGAUAAUUAUUAUCUGGAAUACGAUAGUUACGAGCAUGAUGACAUACCGAAUGAAGUCUUUGAGAUCGAUGAGAGCCUCACAUGCACUGGCUUCCCGGGCCCAGGCACCGGACAUUUCGCCACCUUCAAUCCCAUGCAAGAGUUUAUCUCCGGCAGCGAUGAGCAUGUGGACAAGGCAUUCCACCAUUUUAAGCGCAAGCAUGGCGUCGACUAUCGCAACGAGAAGGAGCACGAGCAUCGCAAGAACAUUUUCCGCCAGAACUUACGCUAUAUCCACUCCAAGAAUCGCGCCAAACUAACCUACAAACUGGCUGUCAAUCAUUUGGCCGACAAGACUGAUGAGGAGCUGAAAGCGCGACGUGGUUACAAGUCUUCCGGCGCUUACAACACUGGCAAGCCUUUCCCCUAUGAUGUGAACGAGCACAAGGAUGAAAUACCCCCGCAACAUGAUUGGCGUCUCUUUGGAGCUGUCACUCCCGUUAAAGAUCAAUCGGUUUGUGGCUCGUGCUGGUCCUUUGGCACCAUUGGCCAUUUGGAGGGCGCGUAUUUCCUUAAGAACGGUGGCAAUUUGGUGCGUCUUUCGACGCAGGCGUUGAUCGACUGCUCCUGGGGCUAUGGCAACAAUGGCUGCGAUGGUGGCGAGGACUUCCGCGUCUAUCAAUGGGUGAUGCAAGUGGGCGGCGUGCCAACAGAGGAGCAGUAUGGCCCCUACUUGGGCCAGGAUGGUUACUGCCACGUUAACAAUGUAACGCUAGUCGCACCCAUCAAGGGCUUUGUCAAUGUCACCUCCAAUGAUCCGAACGCCUUCAAGUUGGCCCUACUCAAGCACGGCCCGCUCUCGGUAGCCAUUGAUGCCUCGCCCAAGACCUUUAGCUUCUACUCGCAUGGUGUCUACUAUGAGCCCGAGUGCAAGAACGAUGUCGAUGGUCUCGAUCAUGCCGUGCUGGCCGUUGGCUACGGCACCAUUAAUGGCGAGGACUACUGGCUGGUGAAGAACUCCUGGUCCACUUACUGGGGCAACGAUGGUUAUAUUUUGAUGUCUGCACGCAAAAACAACUGCGGCGUUAUGACCAUGCCCACCUAUGUGGAAAUGUAAAGCCUUAGCCCUUAUAUUAAACCAUUUCAUUUUGUACUUUUUAUUCUGUCACGCCCCCAAGGGCUUUAAAAGGAAAAUGCAAUAAACCAUAUGUCAAUACUCUUUUGUAA
This is a messenger RNA of Drosophila novamexicana, 1856 nucleotides long. It is a transcript of the gene 26-29-p, whose product is annotated as digestive cysteine proteinase 1. The transcript is spliced from 3 exons. Gene Ontology annotation, cellular component: lysosome. Gene Ontology annotation, biological process: immune response. Lineage: Eukaryota; Metazoa; Arthropoda; Insecta; Diptera; Drosophilidae. Gene Ontology annotation, molecular function: cysteine-type endopeptidase activity. The record is from RefSeq and is a predicted model, not a curated record. The coding region runs from base 97 to 1746 and encodes 549 amino acids.